AUGAAGGGCGCUCUCUGCUGGGUCGUCGCCGGCCUGCAGCCUCUCCUCUCCGCGGCCUUGUCCAUCGCCGAGAUCAACGGCAACAAGUACAUCUCGGCCUACAACGGCCAGACCGUCAGCGACGUCACCGGUCUCGUCACUGCCAAGUCCUCUGCCGGCAUCUACAUCCGCUCAACCACGCCCGACGACGACGAGGCCACUUCCGAGUCCAUCUAUGUAUUCAGCAACACCAUCGGCAAGACUGUCAACGUCGGCGACAUCAUCACCCUGGGCUCCGCCAAGGUUGCCGAGUACCGGUCCUCCAACAUGUACAUGUACCUGACCGAGCUCACCAACCCGACCGGCAUCACCGUUGUGUCCAGCAACAACACCGUGACUCCCUUGGUGAUCGGCAAGGACACUCUCCCUCCUCCCACCGAGCAGUUCACCAGCCUCGACGGAGGCGACAUCUACAGCGUCCCCAACGCUCAACAGAACAUUUCUGCCGUCAACCCUGUUCUGAAGCCCGCCCAGUAUGGCCUCGACUUCUGGGAGUCUCUCACCGGCGAGCUGGUCACCGUCAAGGCACCCACUGCCCUCAAGAUCCCCAGCAGCUACCGCGAUACCUGGGUCAUUGGUGACUGGAAGGUCACUGGCAAGAACGAUGCUGGGUCUCUCACCAUGAGUGCCAAGGACUCCAACCCCGAAACAAUCAUCAUCGGCGCCCCCCUCGACUCCACCAAAAACCCCACCACCACCAAGCUCGGCGACCUGCUCGAAGACAUCACCGGCGUCGUAACCAACACCUUCGGCUUCUACACCAUCCUGCCCCUGACCGCUCUCAAGAUCAAGACCCCUUCUCCCCUGACCCCUCCCGCGACCACCUUGGUCUCCUCCGGCACCUGCAAGGGCCUAACGGUAGGCACCUACAACGUGGAGAACCUAGCCCCGACCUCGGCGCACAUGCCCAAGGUCGCCUCGCAGAUCGUCACCUACCUCAAGUCGCCCGACCUUUUGUUCAUCCAGGAAGUCCAAGACGACACGGGCGCCACGGACGACGGCGUCGUUUCCGCCAACAAGACCCUCACCACUUUGAUCUCCGCCAUCAAGACGGCCGGCGGCCCGACCUACGACUUCGUCACCAUCGAGCCCGUCAACGACCAAGACGGCGGCCAGCCAGGCGGCAACAUCCGCACCGCCUACCUCUACAACCCUUCCGUCCUCACUCUCUCCCUCAAAAACGGCGGCUCCAACCCCGGCUCCAGCACAGACGCCAACGAAGUCCUCAUCGACUCCCUCACCGGCGCGCCCUCGCUCAAGUACAACCCGGGCCGCAUCGACCCGUCCAACGCCGCGUGGGAAGCCACGCGCAAGCCGCUGGUGGCCGAGUGGAUCGCCAAGGACGGCAGCAAGUCGUUCUUCACUGUGAACGUGCACUUUUCUUCCAAGGGCGGCGGCACGAGCGUGCACGGCGACGUGCGCCCCCCUAUCAACGGGGCGGUGGAGAAGAGGACGGAGCAGGCGGAGAUCACGGCGAAGUUUAUCAGCAAGAUCUUGAAGGCCGACCCGGCCGCGAGGGUCAUUGCUGCCGGUGACUUUAACGAGUUUGCGUUUGUUAAACCCUUGACUACUUUUGCGAGCGUGAGCGGAUUGAAGGAGCUUGAUGAGGCGCUUAAUACGCCGGUUGAGAAUCGGUAUACUUACUCCUACGACAUGAACGCCCAAGCCCUCGACCACAUGUACAUCUCGCCCGUGCUGGCCUCUUCCAAGAGCAAGUUCCAGCACGUCCACGUCAGCUCGUGGGUAGCUGCUUCUGCCGUCGUUUCGGACCACGAUCCUAGCGUUGCGCUGUUUGACGUGUGCGGAUGCAAGGCCUCCUCCAAGAGGAUUUCCAAGCUUUAA
Sordaria macrospora k-hell is the source of this 1881-nucleotide messenger RNA. RefSeq lists its product as uncharacterized. Gene Ontology annotation, molecular function: catalytic activity. The record is from RefSeq and is a predicted model, not a curated record. Lineage: Eukaryota; Fungi; Ascomycota; Sordariomycetes; Sordariales; Sordariaceae.